This is a messenger RNA of Lytechinus variegatus (green sea urchin), 2816 nucleotides long. RefSeq lists its product as uncharacterized. The transcript has 6 exons. The record is from RefSeq and is a predicted model, not a curated record. Gene Ontology annotation, molecular function: RNA binding. NCBI's taxonomy places the organism in Eukaryota, Metazoa, Echinodermata, Echinoidea, Temnopleuroida, Toxopneustidae. Bases 61 to 1230 code for a protein of 389 amino acids.
UUUCCUCUGCCUCUUUUUGUCAGCUUUAGAUGAUAUUAACCUCUGCACUCAAACAGAACUAUGAAGAGCCAAUCAGUGAAAGAGAAUCAAGAUGCAGACAUGGAUCUCUUCGAGGAAGAAAUCUUCAUGGAUUGUGAGUUUCAGGUCCCAGCAGAAGAAAGCCCUUCAGCUUCUUCGUUUGCAGUACCACCCAUAUUUGUUCCUUCGAUCGGACGGGGUGUCAAGAGAGUUCUAAAUCCAUCUGAUGUUCCACUUCCGCAGGCAUACUACAACCAGCUGGAGCAAAAACGCAAAGCCACCCAUAUAGGACAAGCACAUCCACAGCCUUCUCAUCCUGGCGAUGGUGUCCCUAUGGCAAAGCCUCCAAGAGGAAAGGAAAAAAGCUCUUUACAACGGGAGCAGGUUGCUCAUCCAAGAGCCAGAGGCCGGGGGAGAGGAAGGGUGAUAGAAAAGGGUUUCCAGGAAGCCAAGCCUAGUGUCUUGCAGGUCAGGGGUCUAGGACGUACAGGCUUACCCGAUGGAAAUGAUGAUAUCGAAGAGGGAAAAGCUCGUUUGAUGCAGAUGUUCCUGGGCAGACAGUCGCAGUUCGAGCUUGACGCUCAGUUCAACGCGCAGUACGACUCCUCCGGCUCUUCGAUCCGAUCUGCUCCAAACUUUGACCUGAAGAACGAUAAGGACUUCCCGGACAUCAUCUCAAAGGUGACAAAGGGGAUGCCCUUCAGGUCAUCCGGCGGGGGCUCCUUGGAUGAGAACCUAAGGAGAAGGGCUACCUGCAAAGGUCUGAAAACGAGAGGAUACUACAACAGUUCUGGAGAUGACGGGGUGUCGUCCAGUGGAGACACAGGUGAACGUCAAGGAGCAAGGUCAUCGUGUGAUGCUGACAUUGACACGAGUUGUGAACCUUCGACCUCACUGCUCAGAUAUAGAUCAUCUGAUGAAAGCAGUUCUCAGGCCCUUGAAGGUCCGAAUGUAUUGGAACUGGUUGGACUGCCAUCAAACCUGAGUAAAGAGGAUCUAGGUGACCUGCUGAUGGGGUGCGGUAACAUCAUAGAGAUGAGACUCCUCCGGGAUAAUGACUCCGGGGCUUGUAUAGGAUUGGCGUAUGUCAGGAUGGAAAAUGAGGGAGCAUGUAAAUUAGCUGUUUCAUCGUAUCAUGAUAUGGAGUCCCCUUUCUCGGAAAGGUACGAUGGGGACGCACCUCAGCUCUCUGUCAGGAUCCUGCCGUCAUGAUGCUUGCUGUAUUAGGCCAUUUCUAUUCCUGCUAGAAAACGGAUGAAUUGCAAGCUGAUUCAAGCAAAGAUCUGCAAGCUGAAGAUCUUAUUGGAAGAUGCUGAACAUACUGCUUUUGUGACCUGAAAUCCCAGGUAUCUGUAAAAGCUUCAAUGGUUUAGUAUUGGGAUUCACAUAAGAUAAUGUGCAAAGAGGCUGUGACUACAGAUUGCUAUAAUCAUACAAUAUUUUGCAAUAUAGAUAUUUUUUUUGCACAAACCAAAAAGUAAGGUAAUAAUUGAAAUUAAAAAAAUCAUGAUUUGGUGGCAAAAACAAAUUUAGAUCAAAAUUUUCAUUCAUUUUAAUUCCUUUUGAAGGAUGAUAUGGAGUUCCUUUUUAGAAUACAAUGUAUCUUCAGAAUACUUGUAGUUGUCUUAAACUUGAUGUAAUUGGCUAAGCGCACUUAGACGUGUAUGUCAUGAGCGAUUCACUGGAAGACAUUGUUGACGAAGCUGUUUAUGUAUUUUGGUAUUCAUUGCACAGAGUUUCCAUUAUUACCACGUUAUAUUGACUUCAUGUUCACUCGGGUUAUUGCCUGUAAUUGUUACACUAAUAGAGACUGAAGCUCUGAUGAACACUCCAAUGCUUGUUCAUAUUCUUUGUACUUUAUAUUACGAAAAAAUAUCUUCAGAGACAAUACAUGAUGCAGUGUUUACAACUUAUUUGCGAUAUUUAAUUCUGUUUUUAAUGGCUAAUGGAUUUGGCAAGAAAUAUUUCUCCAAGUCGACACAAUCAAGCUAUUAUAUCAACAUAGAGAGAUGUGUUAUCUCACCAAACAACGUAAUAGCGUUAUUAUGUUGACUUUUGACUUUUCAUAAGUCAACUGAACUGGGCAAGAUAACAUAUUUCGAUAUGUUGACACACAACUUGUUAUAUUUUUACUUGAUUAGAUAAUGUAUCUCGCAAUUUUGACAUGAUAACAUUAUUGUAUCGAUUUAGCAAGAUAAAGUAUCUCACCAUCUCAAAGCUUCCGUACAUCUCUUUAUUGCGAAAAAAGGUAGAUGCAACUGUUGUACUAGAAAUCUACAUUUUCAACCCUCAAAACAACAUGAUGCUAUCUGCAUACUUGGCAUUCUUGAGGAAUGUGAACUAUAAUCACUUAAUUGCUUUAUUGAACUUUUGCUGCAAAACUAUUAAAGCAUUCAUAGUGGGUGGCCUAGGCAUUGCUUCUGUCAUUCUUGGAGGCGUUCUAUGAAUGUGCAAAAACUUUAAUAACAAUGGUCAGGUGUUAGAUUGAAUAAUCCAUGGCAGUGCCAUGGGGAAAUGUUCUCUCUUCACAAUCAUGACAUUUUACCUGUUAUUGAAAGAUUUCACUUGCGAGGCUACAAGCUUCACCAGACCUUCGUCGUAGAUGCUGAUGCAGCGCGGCAAAGCAUUAGAAUGGGAUCGUACAUGGAGGAGAGAUUGUAUUGUCCUAUUAGACUCUCUUCAUAUGGGGGUUCCUUUGUGCCUGAAUGCGAAUAGCCUCCCUAAUCCAUCUGCUUUACUUGAUGUUAUUUGGGCAAUUUUGCUAAUUUGCAUAAAUCCAAAAUGGCCGCCAGAUACCA